Sander lucioperca (pikeperch) is the source of this 3344-nucleotide messenger RNA. RefSeq names its product transmembrane protein 62 (gene tmem62). The record is from RefSeq and is a predicted model, not a curated record. Gene Ontology annotation, molecular function: hydrolase activity. The coding region runs from base 153 to 2132 and encodes 659 amino acids. Lineage: Eukaryota; Metazoa; Chordata; Actinopteri; Perciformes; Percidae. The transcript has 14 exons.
UCAUACUUUUCCCAUGCCUUCACUAUCCUAGGAAAAGAAAUUGGCCAACCGGUCAGUAUCCUGUGUUGGUAGCUGGUAGGUUGCUAGCUAACCUGCUGAGCUUCCGCCCCUGAAGGCAGCUUAGCCGAGCCGUGAAUGAACCCCGCACCUCAAUGUAUCUCCCGUGGCCGCGAUGGCAGCGACAGAAACGGAGGAUGCUGAAGCUGUUCGGUGCACUGGUUAUCCUCGGACUGGCCCUGGCGUGCAUCACCUCCUGGGUGCUGGACAGCUAUGACACGGCUUGGCACCCGAAACGGAGCGUUCAGCACCCGACUGUCCGUGAUGGGGAUGACUCUAAGGGGAGUUCUCCACCAUUUCCCGGCGGCGAGUUGAACAAUAUAUUCUGGUUUAUACAGGUGUCCGACAUUCACAUUAGCCGAUUUCAUGACCCAAGACGUAUUCCAGAUUUUGAAAACUUCUGCACUGACACAAUUGAAGUGAUUAAGCCAGUUCUAGUGCUUGCAACAGGGGAUCUGACAGAUGCUAAAACAGAGAGUAAGGUGGGUUCCCUCCAGCAUGAGGUGGAGUGGCAGGCUUACCACAACAUCCUGAAGAGGUCACGUGUGAUGGAGCGCACUAGGUGGAUAGACAUCCGUGGAAAUCAUGAUGCCUUCAAUAUUAUUUCAUUGGACAGCGUCAACAAUUAUUACCGGAAAUACUCGGCCAAUCAGAAAGUAGGCUCUUUCCACUAUGUUCACAAAACUCCCUUUGGCAACUACUCCUUUGUCUGUGCGGAUGCCACUCUGACUCCAGGACCCAAGAGGCCGUACAAUUUCUUUGGUAUUCUCAACCAGACUCAAAUGGACUUGCUGGACACGUUCAGAGCUGAGAGUCUGAAAAGCAACCAGUCGAUCUGGUUUGGCCACUACACCACCUCAACUGUCGUCUCCCCGUCUCCAGGAGUUCGGGACAUGAUGAGAUCUGCAGUUGCAUAUCUGUGCGGCCACCUGCACACACUGGGCGGCCUGAUGCCGGUCCUCCACAGCCGACAUCCCCAAGGCACCCUGGAGCUGGAGCUGGGUGACUGGAUGGACAACCGCAGGUACAGGGUUCUGGCCUUUGACCACGACCUGCUGAGUUUCUCUGACCUGAAGUUUGAGCAGUGGCCUGCAGUGCUCAUCACCAACCCCAAGGACGCGCAGUAUCUGCAUCCCGGAGUGGAGCCGCUGGCUCGAAUACGGAGAUCAACACACAUCAGGAUCUUGGCCUUCUCAGAGGCCCCAAUCAAAGCGGUGCAUUUAAGCGUAGAUGGGAAACCUCUGGGGAAAGGCCACGCAGCUGGAGGGCCUCUCUAUGUUCUGCUGUGGGAUCCAUCUCUCUACCUCACUGGACUGCACACUAUCAGAGUUAAAGUGGAGGACUCGGCAGGCCGAUCAUCAGUGCGGGAGCAGCACUUUACUCUGGAGGACGACCUGACUCCCAGCUUUGGUUUCGUGCAGUCCUUCGUCCUCCUCACAGACCACUAUAUCCUGGCCCGAGUGGCCUUCAUUUUAAUCACGCUGCUGAAUGUAGGGGUGCUGCUGGCCUUCAGAUUCCUGCGUAUUCCAUCUGGAAGAGGAUUGACCUCUCAAGCCUGUAUGUCCCUCCAUCUGGUCAGCACAAUGGACACCUUCUACUACUCUCUGCUGCUGUUUAACCUGUGUACAGCCUUAGGUCCGUGGUUCAUAGGAGAGAUGAUAGAUGGCCAUAGCGGUGCCUGCUUCGCCUUUGGGGUGUUCGUCGAUGGACACUUCCUGGAGGGCAGUCUCACUUACGUUAUUGGAGUCGUUCAACUGCUAUUCUUCAACAUGCCCCUCACCUGUUAUCUCUGCUGGUGUCUCCAUCACCGUUGCCGCGGCAACACCUUCCGAUCCCACUUCUUGGGGCCGGGCUGCCGCUGGCGGACUCUGGCAGUUCACCUCUUAAUGCUGCUGCUGUUCACCUGGCAGGUUCACUCCUGCUACUUUCUCUUUGAGACCUACGGCCUUGUGGCAUUUUUCCUGUCUCCAGUCCGCACAUGGGCGUUAGGGCUCAGUCUGCUAUUGGUCUACCGCGCCUGGGCAGGCCCCGUCCCUCUUGUUCGCGACAACAGCAAGGGCGUCUCUCCCUCUUGACAGUAAUUGUGCCGCCACAAUUUCCAUCAAGUCUGACUCAGAUAUAUUCUGCUGUCUCUAUCCAACCUGAAAGCCCCUCCUCCUUUCUUUCUCUCUCUCUCCUCCUUCCAAAAGCCAAUUCACAGUACAUCACUCAAUAUCCUGUUUAAUGAUAGUAUUGUUUACUUAAUAUGCAUGUUAUUGUAAAGCACCGGUGAGCACAUUUCUGGCCAUAUUCAUAGCAAUGUGUGCAAAAUAGCCAAGUAAAAUAGCCUAUUUGAGAGGACUCGUCCAAUGUGUGCCGCAGUUAACAGUAUAUUCUGCUGUGAUUUAAGCUGACUCAUUUACUUGAGCAUUAGCACUUUUUUGGAAGUGUUGCCUAGGCCUAAUGCCACUUCACCACUGCCAAAGGAUGAAUAAGCAAGAUUUCACCUUUUAUUCUUCCCUCUGAAAAUCAUUUUCACUCAGUAAUAUAGGCUGGACGUGCCAAACCGAUCCUCAUGUUCCGACACAAAUUGGGUGGAUAAGAAAGCUUAAUUUUGUAUACUGUAAGCUUUCCUAUUUCCCCCCCAUGGCUGACAGAGCGUGGUAGUGACAAUAACUCUGGUGAAGAUAACCCAGGCAAUGCAUGCUCAACGAUCAAAUUUUCAAGUUUAUUCUACACAAUUACAGGAAAUCAAAUUAGGGAAAUGACAGAUUAAUCAAAUACUGUAGUUGAUCUGUGUACAAGUAGUUAUUGACUACACGUGUUUUUAAUUCAAAUGAAUCUGUUGAAAAUGAAUGAAACCACUGCACACAACUGCCACUUAAAAAUUGUCUCAAUAUUCGCAUUGAAUAGUUAACAUCAAAAACUUAAAUGCCAGUUGCCACCAAAACACAACAACAAGUUGGCCUGACUCUUCGUGCUCCUUCAAAAGUGACUACAGAAGCAGCUGUUUGUUUCUCAGGAAUGUGAGCACUUUAACAAAAGGCUGGUCCCAGUAGUAUUUCAGGACAGUGUUUUUAUACUCCAUAGUAGCUCAGUGAACUACUAAAAUCGAGAUGUGUGGUGGCUAAAAAACAAAAUGAAUGUGUUAUAGAUGUGGUGAAAUAAGAUGAACCAGUACUAUGCUGUUUUAAUAUAUUCUUUCUGAUUGUAUUGAGUGAUUUCUUUUUAUAUUCCCUUCAUGUUAUAUAUCUGCACAGGAAAUGGGUAUUUCUUGCAUUGGAAGUUAAUUGGACCGCUCUGUGUUU